CCCCCUCUGUUUGGUUUAUUGCAGGAUGGCAGAGGCGCCGAUGUCGUGUGAUUGUUUCGUUUCUUUGCCUCCUGGCUCUCGCGAAGACCAGGUUAUUUUUGGGAAGAACUCAGAUCGUCCCCGUGAUGAGGUACAAGAGGUUGCCUACUACCCAGCAGCAUCUCAUCUUCCUGGCUCCAUGCUCCAGUGCACAUACAUCCAGAUCCCACAGGUGGAACAGACUCAUGCUGUUGUCCUCAGCAAACCAGCCUGGAUGUGGGGUGCGGAAAUGGGAGCCAAUGACCAGGGAGUCUGUAUUGGAAACGAGGCAGUAUGGACUCGGAGGUCCGUUUCUCCUGGAGACGCUCUGCUGGGUAUGGACCUGGUGAGGCUGGGGCUAGAGCGUGGUGACAAUGCCUGGUCUGCACUGAGAGUGAUUACCGGCCUACUGGAGCAGCAUGGACAAGGUGGACAAUGCAUAGAAGAUCCAAAGCAGUUCAGCUACCACAACACCUUCCUCCUGGUGGACCGCAAUGUGGCCUGGGUUCUAGAAACUGCAGGGACGCUGUGGGUGGCUCAGAAGAUCACUGAAGGUGUAAAGAACAUUUCUAACCAGCUGACAAUCAGCACAGAGAUCUCUGCUGAGCAUCCACAGCUGCGGAGUGAAGCCCGGGCUGAGGGCUGGUGGGACGGUGAGACGGAGUUCAAUUUCUCUCAGGUGUUCAGCCCACAGAACCCACCUGCCAGGAUGGAGAUGGCCAAAAAGCGUUACAAGGAAGGAACCAAUCUUCUACAGCAACAUGAUGGCUCCGUUACAGCUGAAGUGAUGAUGUCAAUUCUGAGGGACAAACCCAGUGGCAUCUGCAUGGAUUCUGGCGGUUUCUGCACCACAGGCAGCAUGGUGUCUAUUCUGCCCAAAGACGCCAACUUGCCUUGCAUCCACUUCUUCACCGCCACCCCAGACCCCUCCAGGUCCAUUUUCAAACCUUUUAUCUUCUCGGACUGUUCAACUCCAGUGCUCAGGGUCAUCUCCCCACAGUACAGCCCGGAGGACCCUGUCCACAAACAGCCUCGCUUCCAGAGCAAGGUGGACCGAAGACAUGACCUGUACAGGGCUCACCAGGUGGCGCGCAGCCACACUGAGACAAAAGAGGGCUUGGCUGUCUAUGAUGUUCUGAGGGACCUGGAGUCGCAAUGUCUGAAGGAGAUUUCAGCCAUGCUCAGGGGGGAGAUCCAGGGAGACGAACUAGGAGAUCUGUUUUUUGACUGCGUGGACACAGAGAUGAAGUUGUACCAGUGAGGAGCUCCCUCUGCUGGACAUUGCUGAGCCUUGCUGGGUCGCAGGAAACAGCUGCGAGACUCUGAUCUUGUCUCUCUCCGACUGCUAUGCUUCUCACCCCCUCACCUCCUGACACCAUUAACACAGACUUUUGCCAGUGAUUGGAGCAUCAUUUAACAUGUUUUGCUGCGUAUGAGCGAAGGCAGCGCCUCCUUAGUGAUUGUAGUGAUGUAAACUGAACACAAGGGGAAUUUUUGUGAGAGAUGUUGCCACUGUAGAUAUGGAAAUUGCUGCACCUUGGCUGUCAUUUUAAUUACUUCCGGUUUGGAAAAUCUAAUAAAGAAUGUAAAUAGUCAUUUGAUGACUGUGGAGUUUCUGCUGAUGUGAUCCUGGUAACACGAUGGUCAUAAUAACAAUGUCAAUAUUAUUACUGUAAUAAAGUGAGAGAUGAUUUUGUC
This is a messenger RNA of Cynoglossus semilaevis (tongue sole), 1716 nucleotides long. RefSeq names its product secernin 2 (gene scrn2). The coding region runs from base 26 to 1279 and encodes 417 amino acids. Gene Ontology annotation, molecular function: dipeptidase activity; cysteine-type exopeptidase activity. Lineage: Eukaryota; Metazoa; Chordata; Actinopteri; Pleuronectiformes; Cynoglossidae. Gene Ontology annotation, biological process: proteolysis. The transcript has 8 exons. The record is from RefSeq and is a predicted model, not a curated record.